UCAUGUGGUGAUGGAGAAACGGCCUCUACAUCAAAACAGCGACUGACAGCACAAACUCUUUCCUGCAUCACCUGUGGAAAGACAUUCAGUUCACAGAGACGUUUAGAGACACAUGAGAGAAAACACACAGAACAGAAACUCUUCACCUGCACCAGAUGUGACAUCAGCUUUCCUACCUUACAAGAGAAGAAACUUCAUUCACAAGAGCACAGAGACAAGAAACACUUUCCCUGUCAGCAGUGUGGGAAGAAUUGUGUCUCGUUUUAUAAGCUGAAAGAUCACAUGAGGACACACACUGGAGAAAAACCUUUCCACUGCAGUGAAUGUGACAAAUAUUUCACCACCAAAGGAAGUCUUGUUCUGCAUCAGAGAGUUCACACGGGAGAAAAACCGUUCGAGUGUCCUCACUGUGGGUGGAGAUUCAGCCAAAAAACUAAUCUUAAGAAACAUUUGCGUGUACACAACAGUGACAGACCGUAUCAGUGCAGUGAACCUGCAAGAUAUUCAAAGUCACAUCAAAGAACACAGAAGAAAGUCUUUCAGUGUUCACACUGUGAUAGAUGUUUCCGUCAGAGAUCUAAGCUGACCACUCAUGAGAGAUCUCACACUGGAGAGAAACCUUAUCACUGCUCUCACUGUGGAAUGAGAUUUUCCGAUCCAAAUACUUUUAAACGUCAUCAGAGAAUUCACACUGGAAAAAACCGUUAUCACUGCAGUGUUUGUGGAAAGAAUUUUUAUCGUCAGGAUAAUUUUACAAUACACCAGAGAAUUCAUACAGGUGAAAGACCCUUCAAAUGUUCUCAGUGUGACAAGACGUUUUCUCGACCAGAUGUUCUGAAAUGCCAUCAGAGAGUUCACACUGGAGAGAAACCUUAUCACUGCUCCAUCUGUGGUGAGAGAUUCGCUCACAUUAGAAGUUUUAAAACUCACCAGAAGAAACAUGCUGAAGAACAAACUGCACUGGAAUCACCAUAGUUGCGUCUCAGUGUCUAUGACCGAGCCAUAAUUGUGUUUAAAAGUAUGGUCUGUCUGUGGAACUUCAAUUUAAAUCGUUUGGAAGUCAGUUUAAUUUAGUCUCCGCAGGGAUGUGAUCUUCAGUAUAAAUACGGAUUUUUGAAUACUACAGAUUGGUGGUGGGGGUUUUGGGAUGUGCGCGUGAUAAUCAUAUAGCUGGCCAACAGGAUCCUCUCUACAUAAAUGCAGAGCGACCGCUUCAUUCAGAAGAACAUCAUUUUGUUUCCAGAGAGUCCAAACAGACUAAAAGAAGCCAAACAGCUGUUUCGGUACUCAAAAAUUUUACAUAAGUGGGAAACUGAAUAGUGUUUUGUAACGUUUACAGAAACUCCCAAGUCUGGAUGUUGAUACGUCUAUAUGAUGUGAUUUAACAUUAAAACAUUAUCUACAUACAGAGACUUAAAUAGGCCAUUCCGUGAUUUGAUAGCUUGAAACUAUACAAAUGGCCGAUCACUAGUCACUGUAAGAUAAACGCCUUGAAGUCUCUAAUGUAAGAAUACAUUUAUAAUAACUAAGACCGCAACAUGCAUCAUUUGCAAAACCUGCGGAUUAUUUCAGGAACAACGCUGAAUUAAUGACGUAGAUGCGUCCGCUAGUGGCUGUGUAUGGAAAUCUCUUGAGGCCAAAAAAUUCUUUACUUUCCUGGCUCAAUUAUUGUUAAAUGAAUAUUUCUGAUUACAAUAAAAUGUAAAGUAGGCCUAGUAGAAAUUACUCAAGGGCCAUUUGUUAAUGCCAUCUUAUUGAAUUUAGCAUAAGAUAUUUGGACAAACCAUCAUCAACCUAUUUUAUUAAAUAUUGUUUAGGUGACUGUUAAACUAAUACAAAUUUAAACUGAUAUUUCCAAAAUUGGCCUACAGACAUGGGAAGUUAUAAUAGUUUGUUUUUGCGUUGCUAAGUGAAAAAUAUAUAUUUUUGGCAAAAAGUUUCCUGUUUUAAUCAUGUAGCAUUUAAGACUAUUUUUGGGUGAGGAUUGGGUGUAUGCGGUCUUCCUUCUUUUUGGUCCUGGCUGAUCAUAUGCCUGAACAGUCUUUAUUUUGUCCUGAAUAGGUGGUUUCAGCGGCGACAACAAAAAAAUCAUUAUGUGGCCCAAACUUAACUUCCAGUAGACCUCCACAAAGAAACUGUUGAGUAAUUAAAUGUAAUACAAUAGCAUAUAAAAUAAAUAUGAAAUAAGUUAACUUUGGGCCACCACGUGCGUCAGAUGAAACCUUCUGGAAAUGUAAAUAAACCUGUGUUUGUUUGUUUGUUUGUUUGAUGUCUGAUAUUGAACAUCUUGCUUAUGUGACAAUUUGUAGUUCAUGAUUGACACGUGCAGCAGAUAUUGUUCGGAGCAUAAUGAUUCACCAGGAGUUAAACUGUAUUUUUUAUUUGUUUUCAGUUUUUACUUAUAAUGUGAAAAAUCUCUAAACUCUCUAUAAAAUAAUGAAUAUCACUCAAGUGCUCUGUUGGAGUAUGUCAGGUUCAGUUUUGCAUAUUUCUUGUGGAAAUGCAAAUGUUUACAAUACAUAUCCAAUAAUCACUUGUAAAUGCCUUUAACUACAAAGACGAACAAGGUAUCAUCUGAAAUAAAUGAUUAAAAAUCUUC
Messenger RNA from Triplophysa dalaica, 2599 nucleotides. Its product is annotated as zinc finger and SCAN domain-containing protein 2-like. NCBI's taxonomy places the organism in Eukaryota, Metazoa, Chordata, Actinopteri, Cypriniformes, Nemacheilidae. The transcript has a single exon. The record is from RefSeq and is a predicted model, not a curated record. The annotation marks the transcript as partial.